Messenger RNA from Ruditapes philippinarum (Manila clam), 3323 nucleotides. RefSeq names its product toll-like receptor 4. Gene Ontology annotation, biological process: signal transduction. NCBI's taxonomy places the organism in Eukaryota, Metazoa, Mollusca, Bivalvia, Venerida, Veneridae. The record is from RefSeq and is a predicted model, not a curated record. Gene Ontology annotation, molecular function: protein binding. The coding region runs from base 307 to 2874 and encodes 855 amino acids. The transcript has a single exon.
AUGUACAUUUAAUUCUCGUUUAAUAGUAUCUCAUCAAUGUUUUAAGGAUGAUUUUCGUUUUCACGAGGUAUAUUGUAAUAGCUCUGGACAAGCAUUAAAUGUCGCGAUAGUUUUUGAGAGAGAAUUUAACUUUCGGGUGCCUGAUUUGUGAACAUUUGUAUAAGUAAAAUUAAACACUCGAUAAGAAAUUAGCUAAAUAUGAUCUCUACAAAGCUGCAUUAAUAACAGUAAACGUGACAUUUGCAGGUGAUAUAUUACGUGGGACGCAUUUGGGAAGAUACAUUCUGUACUGCUGUUAAAUAAAGGAUGGAGAUUUAUAGUAUAUUGAUACUAUUUAGCAUUUUUCAUAAUGUAAAAGGAAAGGUUAUUACACCAUGCCCGUGCAAAUAUGAUCAUAUAGGUCGUAUUGCGGACUGCUCGAGUUUGAGACUUACUAGUGUUAUAAAAAUUAUCAAGUGUGUACCAAACACAACGAUAGACCUUAUUGUUAGCAAUAACGAACUUAUUUCAAUACCUGAUGGCACAUUUUUACGAUUGCCAUUAUUGAGGUCUUUAAACUUGGACCACAACAAAUUUGAAAAAUUAACAAAUGAUACGUUUUUAGGAUUAUCGAAGCUAGACACCUUAGUGUUAAGUCAUAACGCACUGAAACAUUAUGAUUCUUUCCCAGCCGGCUUGUUUAAACCGCUUCAUAAUUUACGCCGGCUUAGUCUACAGGGGAAUUGCAAUAUCAGAGCGUAUCAAUGUUUUUAUCCGGAUAAAGCUUUGUCUUUCGCUCCCACUCUUCAGUAUUUACAUCUAGAUGGUAUUCCGAACACAAACCUAGGACUAGGAUUUUCAUACUUGAAACAGUUAAAUUAUCUGUAUUUUAGUGACGAUAAUGGUUUUUGUUAUUUACCAACUCUAACAGAGGCUACAUUUAGUGUUUUCAAGAAUAGCCAUAUCUCUCAUUUGAAAAUUGAGUCAUGUGAUAUAGUGAAUUUGACACCGAAUGUAUUCCGUUGGAUGCACAACUUGACAACUUUGAUCAUCACAGGUUGCAAAAAGCUGUGUUCAGACAGUAUUGAAAAUGCAACUAUUGGAUUGAAUGAAACGCAAAUUCUAACUAUAAGGUUUAAUUAUUGGUGUAGACAUCCCCCAUAUUUCCCACUUCUAUCAAAGAAUAAUUUUCAAAGUCUGACAAGCACUUCAUUAAAACAUCUUGAUUUAGGUUGGAAUAACAUUUAUUAUAUCGACCCGAGCGUAAUUAAAAAUCUUCCAUUAUCAAUUGAAUAUAUAUCUUUAAAAGAAAACAGUAUCACAACUGCAAAGUUUUUAAAGAAAUUGGUCCGACUUGUGAACCUUAGGACGCUUGACGGAAGCUAUCAAAAUCACUUUGAUCUGAGUGUAAAUCCGAAUAAACAUAUGAAACAAAAUUCAAUUAUAUCAAGCCAAAAUGUAUAUUUACCAAGUAGCAACAGUAAGGCAAUUUACAAUCAUUCAAACAGUGAAAACCUCUUCGAAGACCUUGUAUAUUUACCCCGAAACUUGGAUACGUUGUACAUUAAUAAUAUAAAACUCGGAUAUCCCGUACCUUCCUUAAGGUUUGCACAGAACAAACUGAGAUACCUUAGAGCCUCUAGCUGCAUGUUAACAGCGUUUCUAGGACCUUGGUAUGGUCUUCAUGACCUUAAAUAUAUGGAUUUGUCGCAUAAUAGAUUCGGAUAUAUUCAUCCUUUGUCUUUCAUUGAUGCGAUGAAUUUGUCGGUCCUCCUCUUGCAACAGAACGAGAUUGGUAAAUCAAUUCUACAAGAUAAGAAUGGGAAAACAUUUUCAAGUCUUAACAAGCUUACUCAGCUUGAUCUGAGCAGUAAUGAAAUAAAAGAUUUGCCAUAUCACAUAUUUAAAGAACAAAUUAACCUGAAAAACCUUUCACUGGCAAACAAUGGUCUCAAAAAUAUCAGCUUUAUGAUGAAUUCUAUGACUAACCUACGUUUCCUCAAUUUAUCUGGUAACGAAAUUGAAUACAUGUCUGAACAAAACAUGAUAUUCCUGGACCGCAUAGCUAGAAAUGUAGAAUUCUUUUUAGAUUUAUCUGAAAACAAUCUCGCUUGCACCUGUAAUAAUUUCAAAUUUAUUGAUUGGUUAGCAAAAACAAACAUAAAUAUCAUUCGGAAAGAUAAGCUAACUUGUUUAUACAUAAACCAAACCUUCAUCAGUUUAUCACAACUCCCAGUUAUAAGAGAGAACCUGAAAUAUGAGUGCACGUCAUGGAUAGUUGUGACAUCAUGCGUCAUCGGCUUUAUAUUUUUGUUGCUUAUUUUGUCUCUCAUUGCAUUGUUAUACUAUAAACGCUGGCAACUUCGAUAUCUAUGGUAUAUAGGGAGGUUGAAAAUGGAUCCCUACAAUUAUCCCGAUGACCAAGAACAACCACUUCUACAAAUAGACGCUUACAUUUCAUACGAUCUGCACUAUGAUGUCACAGAUGAAAUGUCACUGCACCGUAUUAUAGCAGAUCGUUUGUACCCUUACUUUCAGCAGCGAGGUUAUGCUUUAAAGAUCCGAGAGGAAUUUGAUGGUUAUGAGCGUUUAUAUAAAGUAAUUCCUGAAACUGUAAGGAAAAGUCGCAAAGUGGUUGUUUUUCUAACACCAACAUUUUGUGAUGAUUAUUGGAAUAUAUUUGAGUUUAACCUUGCAGCUUACGAAGGAAUUUACAAGACACGGGACGUGAUUAUACCGGUUUUGCUAGGAGAUGUUUCAGAGAAAAAUUUUACGCCUGAAAUAAGGUCUUUUGUAAAAACAAAACUGAGAUCAAAUGAAGUAAUCCGUUACCCAUUAUCUGACCGUGAUAAUAACUCAUUUAUGGAACAGCUUGAGUCUUUGAUAAGACAUUGAAUUGAUGCAAUUGGAAUAUAUAUAUUGAUCUUGACUAAAGACAAACACAGGGAAGACAGUGAUAUCGUCAAACUUAAAUUAAUUUCCAGAAAAAGGACAUCAGUUAUAGAGUGAUUAAGUCGCUAGUUUUGAGUCCUUUAACUCUUACACCUGUUGAUUCGCAUCCUAACAGAAGCUGAUGAUUCUCUCAAGUAAAGUGGAUAUAAAUAAUGUCUAAAAGAUUGUUGUUCUCGCGCGUGCCUGACAAAACCAAAAAAUAUCCAAGGGUCCUCGAGGUCUUCAUUCUCAGUAUGACCUUAUAUUGUCAAUGACCGUUUACGAGUAUUAACUUAAAACAAAACUUAUCAUUUCAAUACAGUGUGCAAAUUUUCAGUGUUUAAUAUUUUAUUGUAUCUAACUUUGAAAUGUAGACAUUAGACGUGAAUAAAUAAUAAAAUUUCAAAACUUUA